AUGAAUUCAAUUCAAUCAAUUUUGAUAACACUAAUGAUGAUGGUCAUGAUGAUGAGUAUGGUCAUCGUUUCAAAUGAAAUUCAAUGGAAUGUCUGUAAUCAUUAUGAAGAUUUUUCAAUUGCUGAAAAUACAAAAUAUAUUUCACGACAAAGUUUGAAUGAACAACAAUUUCAUCGAUUUACCAUGAUUGACGCUGUGAAUUCCAUGAAUGCUCUCAAAAACCAAACAUAUCGAACCAAAGCUGAAUGCACUCAAAUCAAUGUUCCUCUCGAUCACUCGUCCCCUCAAAAUUCCGAAACAAUUAAAUUAUUUGUCAAACGAUUGAGAGCUGACUCCACAAAGAAUGCUCCUCGUGCAUUAUGGUUACUAGCUGGAGGUCCAGGAGAGGCCAGUAAUUGUUUUGACUUGGACAUGGACUUGUUAGUGAAAAUGUUGGACGAUCAAUUUGACAUUUACACAACAGAUCAUCGAGGAGUUGGUCGAAGUUCUCGUGUGACGUGUGUCGCAACACAAGCAGAGACUCCAGGAAGUGAUGAAGGAGUUUUUAUUAGUGACAAGGAAUGGACAAAGAAUGGAUGUGCUCAAGCUUUUGAAAAUGAAUGGUCUGGAAAAACUCAUCUCUUUUCAUCAAAGCAAGCUGGAAUUGACAUGGUCCAACUCAUUCAAUCCAUCAAUAUUCCUCAAAAUCAACAAGUAUUUGUCAUGGGCCAAUCUUACGGUACUGUUUGGGUUUCAAGAAUGAUUCGUUAUUUAGAAUUGACUGGUAAUCCAAAUUUAAUCUCUGGUUACAUUAUGGAUGGAGUUGUCAGUACCAUUGGAAAACCAGCUCCAAUGGGAAUGAACGAAAAUGAGAAAAUUGGAAGUCUUGUCUUUAAUUUAUUUGAUGAAGAUUUCACAGCAGUUGGAAAUGCUCUCAUGCAACUUUGUGGAGGAAAUUUCUCAGGAAUUGCAACCUCUCAAUUUGUUGCAGAUGGUCGUGACACUUCCAUUCUUCAAAACAAACAACUCUAUUCAAAUUUCAGAAAUGAAUGUAAAGAAAAAUUUGAAAAAGUUCUCAAGAAUGGUGGAGAUUUAACCUCGUACAUGCAUCGAGUAUUAAGAAGUGUCUAUGUGAAUGAAACUUGUCGACCAAUUUCAGAAGGAAUUUCACUUUUUGAAUGGAAAGGAAUUUUCACCCAUUUAAUUUCAAAUCAAUAUGGACGAAUGCUCAUUCCUGCAAUUUUUUACCGAAUGGAUCGAUGCGAUGAAUAUGUAGAUAUUCCAUUUUUACUUCAUAUCAAAAAGAUUUUCAUGCCAACUCAAAGUUUGACACAACAGGUACCUCUCAGGUCAUUGGUUUUAGGAUAUAACAUUGCAUUUUCAGAAAUGUGGGAUUCCAAUGUGAAAUUAGAACAAUUAAUGAAUGAAUGGAAUAGCUCAGAAAUUUUAAUGGGUGGAAUUGGAGUUAAUUUUGCAUCUAGAUUGAAUGUUACUCAAUGGCCCACCUAUACUCCUGACGCUGAUUAUUUCCAACAGAAAUUCACCACCAAUAUUCCACUUUUAAUGUUAAAUGGUAAUUUAGAUCCCAACACUCCAUUAUGGUCUGCAUUGUCACAAAAUGCAUCGAUGGGUGGAAAUUCACAUGAUCUAGUUAUUAUCCCAUUCUCUGUUCAUUGUACUUUGGAAUCGAGUCCAACUGUGGCAGAAUCCUUCAUUCCAGUUGGAAUGCAAUUACUAGUCAAUUUCAUUACCAUGGAACAACCCAAUGUCUUUCUCAUGAAUCGAACAUGUUUGGAUGAAAUUAAUUUCAAUUUCACAGGAUCAUAUUUUUACAAUCAACGAGUAUUUGGAGUUUAUAAUUUAUAUGAAGAUUCUUACAUUUCAGAUUCGAAUGUGCCAUACGUGAGUCUCUAUCUCAUGGUUGGAAUAUUUAUUGCCAUUCUAGUCGUUGCUGUAAUUAUUGCAAAUACCUUAAUUUAUUGUAUUGUCAAGAUGAGAGAUGAACAACGAUUGAGAAUUGAGAAUUCUCGAGUGGAAGGUAUUCCUGUAGUUCCUUCUUCGUUGCGCGCAGGAAGUAGCAGCUAUCAAUCUGUUUCAGAAAAUUAA
This is a messenger RNA of Naegleria lovaniensis, 2085 nucleotides long. RefSeq lists its product as uncharacterized. The coding region runs from base 1 to 2085 and encodes 694 amino acids. The record is from RefSeq and is a predicted model, not a curated record. NCBI's taxonomy places the organism in Eukaryota, Heterolobosea, Eutetramitea, Acrasida, Naegleriidae. The transcript has 3 exons.